Molecule: messenger RNA, 3719 nt
Organism: Eublepharis macularius
Lineage: Eukaryota; Metazoa; Chordata; Lepidosauria; Squamata; Eublepharidae
Product: pro-neuropeptide Y
Exons: 27
Coding region: 4-3246 (1080 amino acids)
Biological process (GO): neuropeptide signaling pathway; feeding behavior; protein phosphorylation
Cellular component (GO): extracellular region
Molecular function (GO): protein kinase activity; neuropeptide Y receptor binding; ATP binding
Source: RefSeq, a predicted model, not a curated record
AGUAUGGAGGAGGAUUCACAAUAUAAUAAAGUUGAAGAUGUAAUUGGCUGCCAUGUGGAAGACGCAGUAACAUUUUGGGCACAGAACAUUAAUAGACAUCAUGACAUCUUGAAGACUAGCUGUGCUCUAGGUGAAAUUUGUCCUCAAGCCAGUUCUGUUUUUGGUAAUCCUGAUCUUGCCAAGGUUUAUGGUGGGUGCUUUUCUGAAGAUAAAUGCUGGUACAGAUGCAAAGUACAACAGGUUGUCAGCGAUGAAAAGUGUCAGGUUUUAUAUAUUGACUAUGGAAACUCUGAGACUCUUAACCGUUCAGAAAUAGUUGAAAUUCCUGUGGACUUGCAGUUUCCUGGUGUGGCAAAAAAGUAUAGACUGUGGGGAUUACAGAUUCCACUUAAUCAAGAUUUGGUUCAGUUUGACCAGGGGAGGAAGUUCCUGAAUAGCUUGAUUUUUGAAAAAGAAGUGAAAACAAAAUGCAAAGGGACAUAUGAUGGUACUGUUCUUGCCAUGGCAGAAUGCGGCGUACUGAAUAUUGGGGAAGAAAUGGUUAAGAAGGGAUUUGCUGAAAGAUCCAAGAGUCCCAUAAAUAGUAACAACUGUGAUAUUAAAGUAGAUUCCUCCAAAUCCGUGUCAAGGAAUACAAAACCAACAACUCCAGUAUGGUCAGACAGAGUUAUCCAUCCAGCAAGCAAUAGAGUUAAAGGGGGCUUUGAGGAUCAUAUGCCUCUGAAUGGUUGGAAUGAAAAUAAUACUACAAAUCAUGUGCCAUUUACCAACUGGGAGAAAAUAGUGGCUUGUGAUUUGAGCAGGGUGCCAAACAUUAGCCUGGCAAAAAUCAAACAGGAGCAAAAAAUUAUAGAGGAGAACUUAAAGCUAAAAGAGGAGAAAGUGGCUUUCAAGGAAGAGAACCAAAAUCUUCUCCAUCUGUGUAAAGAACUUGAAUCAAAAGUUGAGACACUUAACUGUAAACUGGAGGCAAAGGAGAAAGCUCAUAAGGAGACUCUUGAACAUGUAGAAAGCACACUGUCGACAUAUGUUGGAACUACCAUGAGAAAUUUGGCUGUGAAGUUUGAGAAGUUGAAAGGCAUCAGGUGUGCCAGUAUGAGUGAUCACUUGGGGGACGACCUUUUGGAUGCUGUAAAAACAGUAACAGAAGGAUCCCUCACAGCUCUUCCAUCUUUGGAAAAGUUGGAGAAGAUUUGGGUAGAAUAUAACACUGCUCAAGAGGAAAUACGCUUAUGUAAAUAUAUGGAUGAAGUGCAAAACUUAAUUCCUCAAAGAAAUGAAGUGCAGCAGAAGUUAUACCAUGCAGUAAAAGAAUUCAUUGUGGAAGUGGAUGACUUACCCAUUUCUGAGCGUCUAGGAACUUUGAAGAGAUUACAGGGGUAUUUGGAGGCUGCAUAUGGUGAAGCUCAUGAAGCGGAGAGUUCUGAGGGAGUAUUUGAGGAAUUCUUUGAAUGGAAGAGCAUUAAGAUGGAGGAAUUAAAUCAUGUCAGAAGUGCCACAGAUGCUUCACUGAAAAAUUUUGUAACUUGCUUCAGCAGGAUAAUUCAGUUCUUUGACAUAACAUCUGAAACAUUUUUGAAAUCUGAGGAUUCAGUUGGCAACAUAGAUGAUGUUCUCAGGAGGGCUGAGUUAUGUAUUUCCCAGGAAUUGGACAUUUCUUUGAUCGAGCUAGAUGAAGCAGAUAAAAAAAUAAUCUUGAGUGUGUACAACAGGGUAAUGCAGAAGAUCCACCAAGAGCAACAACUCCUAACGACUGUGUAUCACAAAUAUCUGGACAGUGUUGAGUUCAAAAAGCAGAUUGUGGAAUGGCUGGAUAAAAGUCCCAACAUUAAUGAUUUGUUGCUGGUUAAGAAGAGAUUGAAAACACUAAAGGCCCAACUGAGGUGGAAGCUGGUUGAGAAGAGCAACUUGGAAGAAUCUGAUGAUUACAGUGAGUCUCAAAUGUCAAAAAUAAAAGAAGAAAUCGCUGGGCUACGUAAUAGUGUCUUUCAAGAUAUAUACCAAGAACAAGAAGAAUAUGAGAAGCUUAAUCAUCUGGUACAGAAGUGGUUCCCUGAACUACCACUCCUUCAUCCAGAAGCAGGAAUUCUAAAGUAUAUGAACUCAGGAGGACUUCUUACAGUCAAUUUGGAGCGUGAUCUUUUAGAUGCUGAACCAAUGAAGGAACUAAGCACAAAACAUCCCGUAGUUUGCUCAGAGUUUCAAGGACAGAAAGUCCUCCUAAAGGGAUACGUUGUGGAUAUGAAUACAGAAACAGGAGUAAUAAAAAGAGCAGCGGAGUAUCACAAAGCCUGGAGAGAAAUAAAGGAAGAAUCUGGUUUAAUGCAGUUAUUGUUCCUGUUUUUAUGCAGGUGUGAUCCAUUGGCAUAUAUGAUGAUCCCAUAUUAUGCUGGAGAAAGUCUGGGCACGUUGCAGGCUAGCGUUCCUUUAACUCCAGAUGAAAUCUUGAAAGUAAUGAAAGGAGUAGCCAGAGGUCUGCAUACGCUACACAGAGCAAAUGUAGUGCAUGGCUCGCUGCAUGAAAACAAUGUUUUUGCUGUAAACCGGGAACAAGGAAUUGUUGGAGACUUCGACUUCACCAAAUCAGUGGAUCAGCGUGUUUCAGUGAAUUAUGUGCUAGCAAAUGGCUUGUGCUUGACCUCUCCUGAAAUAAUAAAUGGACAGCCACCAUCACCAGCUUCAGAUAUGUAUGCUUAUGGCUGCUUACUUUACUGGUUGUUCGUUGGAAACCUGGCAUUAAAAAGAAAUUGUGAUGGAACUCCCCAGAUUGAUGGGAUUAAUCUGGAUGAUAAAGUUAGAGCUCUGCUUUUGAAUCUCAUCUGCUGUGGCGACCGGAUGACUUCUGAGCAGGCAAUGAAUGAUGACUGUUUCCUACUGCCUAAUCUAGACCUCGUUUCACUGGAGAAUGAACCAGCUGAAUAUGGAAGUGGAGGAGACAGAACAAAAAGUGAAAUGCAGGGGACCAUGAGAUUGUGGCUGUCGGUGAUGACGCUUGCCCUGUGCCUGCUGAUCUGUCUGGGAACGCCAGCAGAAGCGUAUCCAUCCAAACCAGACAGUCCUGGAGAGGAUGCACCUGCAGAGGACAUGGCCAGAUACUAUUCAGCACUGAGGCAUUACAUCAAUCUCAUCACACGGCAGAGGUACGGAAAACGAUCCAGCCCGGAGACACUGAUUUCUGAUCUCUUGUUGCGGGAAAGCACAGAAAAUAUUCCUAGAUCUAGGUUUGAAGAUCCUGCGAUGUGGUGAUGGAAACCACUACCUGUCUUCAGUCGUUUUCCUAGUUUUCAGUCCAUCUCCCAUAGAAGAUCAAUCAGAGAUUCCACUCCCAGUGCAUGCAGCCAUUGUACUGAAUUCUGUAGAGUUUUUUCCUUCAUUAUUCUUGUAUAUACAUUUAUUUAAAUAAAUUACUUGUACACUCAAAAUGGUAAAAUUUUAAAUGAGAGGGAAAAAAGGCCACUAACAAUAAUGAGUAAAGAUUUGUUUUAUGCUAUAUUCAAAUGGAGUUUCAAUCUCCUUAUAGGCUAAAGUAGCAUGAACAAUAAUCAUAGCACCUCCUCCUAAUAGCUGUUCCAAGUGGCACCUAUUUAACAUUUUAUUUGGCCUUUGGGCUCACUUUUAAUAUUUAAUUCUUAGAAAGUUAUUUGUUUCAUGAUAAUUAUUGCCCAUGAAGAAAAUAAAAUGAUGUGGAAAGAGCAUAUUUUACUAAACAGCGUACAGAU